Molecule: messenger RNA, 423 nt
Organism: Onthophagus taurus
Lineage: Eukaryota; Metazoa; Arthropoda; Insecta; Coleoptera; Scarabaeidae
Source: RefSeq, a predicted model, not a curated record
AUGACUGCUUCUGAUAUACCCGGUAAUUCCGCUGAUGUUUUUAUUACACCCCCUGAUGAUAAUCGGGAUAUCACUGAUGUUGAUUCCGGAGACGAAGAUUGCUGUGAUCCAGACAAAUUGUCUGGUAUGCAGCUAAAAGCGGAAACUGAGCUGAUAAUAAGAGAUAACAGAGGUGAAAUGGAAGAUGAUGACUCUUCUCCAAUCGAAUUUUGGGAAGUUUUUAUAUCACAGGAAGUAGUGGAUAUGAUUGUGACUCAAACUAACGAAUACGCGAAGCAGAAAAACGACGAUAAAUUUUGUGUCUCGCAAGAAGAGAUUUAUGUCGUUUUGGGUGUUUUAUAUCUUAGCGGAUAUGUUCCACUUCCGCUUGCCACAGAACGACAAAAUGGGGAAAAUCCGGAAUUUUAUAAAUGUUCUGAAUAG